This is a messenger RNA of Rattus norvegicus (Norway rat), 9334 nucleotides long. The record is from RefSeq and is a predicted model, not a curated record. NCBI's taxonomy places the organism in Eukaryota, Metazoa, Chordata, Mammalia, Rodentia, Muridae.
UUUUUUUUAAGUAUUUAUUUAUUUACUAUAUAUGAGUACACUGUAGCUGUUUGUUCAAACACACCAGAAGAGGGCAUCAGAUCUCUUUACAGAUGGUUGUGAGCCACCAUGUGGUUGCUGGGAAUUGAACUCAUAAGAGCAGACGGGUGCUCUUAACUGCUGAGCCAUCUCUCCAGCUCGAGAAGGCUUUCUUGGUGCCCUCUGCCAUCUUCUGGCCUAUCUUCAUUUUUUUUUUCCUUUCACCAGCCCAUGGGAAUAAGUUAGCAGGCCUGCUGGCUAAUAAGAUGUCCCUUUGAAGAACAGAAUACUGCUCUCUCCAGGUUGAAAGAAACCCUGUUAAUUACUAGGAACCUGUUGUCUGCAACUGCUGAGAGAGAGAGAGAGAGAGAGAGAGAGAGAGAGAGAGAGAGAGAGAGAUGCUUCUGUCUAUGGUUGCUACACUAUCCUCAAAACUGCUAUGCCAUUGCUCUGUGUGUUUCCUACAGGUUAAUUGGGGAUGGGUAGUGUCAAUGCAAAAACCACAGUUUUUAAUCUUAAAGAAAAUACUGGAUGCUUUGUUCUGGAGCCAUUUUGAGUGAUCAUGGCCUGAGAAUGUAGUUUUAGAUCAUUAAAAAUUCCAUGUUCCGACAUGAAAGCAGUUUCAUGAGGUUUUCAAAGUUUUAUGGAACAGCUGGGUGGUGGUGGUACACACCUUUAAUCCCAGCACUUGGGAGGGAGAGGCAGGCAGAUCUCUGUGAGUUUGAGGCCAGCCUGGUCUACAGAGUGAGUUCUAGGACAGCCAAGACUACACAGAAAAACCUGUCUCGAAACAAAGUCAUAAACCAAGGCAAGUUUAAAAUACAUUGGUGGACACACACAUCAGAAAGAAAGUUAUAGGAAGAGGGGAGUGGACAUAGCUUCUUUUCAGGAGUUUUCAUUCACAGUAGGGGAACUAGCUUCUCACAGGGACCUGGGGACAAGUUGCCAACGAUAAGAUUGGACUUUCUGGGAUCGGAAGAUAGGUCAGUUGGUAAAAUGUUUGCCAUGGGACCAGUAGGUCCUGAGUUUGAUCCCAGAACCCACCUAAAAUAUCUGGGUGAGGUCGCACACACUUGUCAUUCCAGUAAGAUACGAGGAACUCUGGAGUUCACUGGAUACUAAGCUGCCGACCAGUAAGAGACGAAAGGAAACUAUGAGAACAGUGCCUGAGUAGUGACACGGGGUUGACCUCUGGCCUCUACAUGCGUGUGCGUACAUACACAUGGAUCCACGUGCGUGGGAACCUGCGCGGGUGCACACAUGUGUGAGUGUGCACACACACAUUUUAAAAAAGAUUUCGUUUUCUGAAGCCCAACCCAAGCGUAGGUCUGUCGUUUGUCUUAGAUAUUUCAGAUUCUAACUUUAUGUAUUUGUCUGUACUUCUGUGACACACAUACAUCUGUAGAAGGUGGGUCUAUUUUGAGGCUAUGUCCCCUGAGCCAUCAGACCAACUCCUGAAGGUAUUACAUUGCCUCUUUGGCCAAUACUAAUUUCUAUUUUGCUGAUGACUCAGGGCUGGUAUUACAAAUCGUCGUUGUUCUGGCUCUAUGCAGCAUUCUAAGGAUUGAACCCAGGGCCUCACACAAGCAAGGCAAACCUCUCUACCUCUCAGCUACAACCGCAGUCUCUGAAAAAAAGAGGGUCUGUCUUGAGCUUGUAUGUCCCCAAGCUGUUCACCCCGAAUACUGUGACGUAUAAUGUCUGAAUGGCCAUUGCGUUGUGUUACACUGUAAAGCUGACACCCAGAUGAAUUAAAUUCCCCAGAUGAUGGGUAGGUCUUUUUCUCUUGUUCCAAGUCACGCAUUAAUACUGCUGCGGCUCAAUGUGAUGACUGGGAACGAGUUUAAUUUGCAAAGACGAUUAGGCAAUUUCAUGGCUGACUUGAAGCAUUUGUCUCUCUGGCCACUGAGUUGGCUCUGGUUGUCACCCUAACAGCCUCCCUGCCAUCCAGAGGAGAGACGGGUGUGAGGAGCACAGAUCUCGGUCGUCUACUGCACACACCAGAGUGGGCAUGUCCGUAGGGCAUUUUCUUAACCGGUGUAGGAGGGCCCAGCUGACUGUGUGCUACCCCCGGACAGGUGGUCCUGGGUAGGCACGAGAAAGCUGGCUUAACCAGGCUCAGUGGUAUAGGCAGGCCUGAUAAUGAUGCAGGCAGAACCCUGUGAGUUCCAGGCCAGGCAAGGCUACAUAGUGAGACCUCAUCUCAAAAAACAGAAAAGGAAAAGAAAGGGUUUGCAUGGAGAGAUAGCUCCAUGGUUAAGAGCACUGUCUGCUCUUCCGGAAGACGCAGGUCCAGUUCCCAGCACUGAUAUGACGGCUGUCAACUGUCUGUGAUUCCGGUUUUCGUGGAGAUCCAUCUGACACCCAUUCUGCCCUCCUCAGGCACCAGGCCUGUGUGCAGACAAAUCUGUACACAUAAAGUAAAGGAAGGAAAACUGAACUCAACAUGAGCCUAGAAGCAAGCCAGUAAGCAGUGUCCUUCCGUGGUCUGUGUCUUAUUUCCUUCCUUGCCUUCUCUUAUAGGACAGCAAAGCUCUUUUCUCCCAAAGUUGCUUUUGGUCACUGUUUACUUGCAGCACAGAGAAGCAACCAAGACAUUUGCUUAACACAGUAAGGGCUGGGCUCAGGCCGCCUCAGUACCUGCACAUUCACAGCAGUCAAAAAUGAAUGGUGCUGGAGAGAUGGGUCAGCAGUUAAGAGGUCCAGAGUUCGAUUCCUGGCAACCACGUGGUGGCUCACAACCAUCUGUAAUGGGAUCUGAUGCCCUCUUCUGGUGUGUCUGAAGACAGCUACAGUAUUCCUGUAGACAUAAAAUAAAUCUUUUUUAAAAAAUCAAUAAAUGCUUUUUGUCUUCUAAGAGUGAAGAGAAUGAAUGACAUUUUCUCGCUUUUGCCUAGCCAGUGCUUGUGUAAAGUGAGUUUGAGGAAUACAGUGGUCGUUUACAUCAGUCUUCAGGUCCCGUUUUUGCGUUCUUCUCUCACUGUCUCAUGUUUAACUCAUUCUCUUGACAAAUGUUUAUUAAGUGUGCUGCUUCGGUGUUCACCGGGGGCCUUCCCGACGCGGUGUGAACCAGGACAAGGUUCCUGCUGAAUCCAUGCUCCCCAGGGCUGGUGCUGAGGGGAGGAGACUGCAUGUACACAUGUAGUAAAGUGGAUUGACCAGGGCCAUGUGGAGCAGGGACAGGACCUGCUUAGGUUAAGGACGGUAGGGAGCUGAGAAGGGCCCUCAUUCCCACCCACCUGCUCCACCUGGUAAGCUGGUGCUACACUCUUGGCAGGCAGGAGGGCAGGCCUUGUCGAUCCUGGCAAACCUAGUGAGACUGUCUGGACUCCAGCCUGCUAAGUGGGGCAUGCAGUUUCUUUUGGGAAAAGAGACUAAGAGAUUCAAAGUCUUAAACGAUUAAACAAGAAUACGGCUCCCAAAUCACUCACUGCCUUAAUAAAGUUCAUUAAAACAGAAUGUAUAUUUAAAGCUGCCGAAUGAUUAACCUUACUGCAGUGUAAGUACUAAUAGCUAAAUUCCUUCCCGAGGCCUAAGGGCAUCUUGAGUUAGGAAGUGAGGAAUGGAUUGUAAACCUUUGGCAUUUGGAAGUAAUAAGUCACAGACGUCUAUACUAUAAAACCAGAUAAAAUGCCCAAGUUUGGGACUAGAGAGGUGGGUUAGGGUUCAGAACACUGGCUGUUCCUGCAGAGGACCCAGAUUUGGUUCUCAGCACCCGUGUUGGGCAGCUCACAACUUCUAGAGAUUGCACUUCCAAAGAAUCUGAUGUCCUGUGACCUCUCCACAGACACACACACACACACACACACACACACACACACACACACACAGAGUGUGCACAUAAACUUGUACAGGCACUCACAAAUACACAUAAAAUAAGUUUUAAAAAUCUUUAAAGAAUAGCCAGUCGCUCUGGGAAAACUACCUGCUCUGAAGAUUCUGACACUGUGGACUGUAUCCAUUUCCCCUGGACAGCUCCCACACACACAAGAUCAGUGCAGAAGUAGACCUUGUGUUUCGGUUUUACUGAUGACUGGACUGUGGUGCAUAGAUUGUGGGGCAGUGGACCAUGCCACCAGACAAACCCGGUAAGGUCGAGCAGAUUCAGGAACCCCAGCAAGUCUCAUAGCUGAUAGCGGUAGGCAUUAAAAUCUACUCCUGACCAGGUUUCUGUCCUAGAGCACAUGACCCUGACACCCCAUUGAGAGGGCCGUGACAAUCAGUUACAUAGGGACAACACCUGAGUUCUCCCUGCAGAUGUGGCAUCCCUAACAUCUCAGACCAAGCCCAUAGGAGACAUCUGCUGUUAGGUCCCAACCCACCCCAAAAUGUUUAUAAGGCCCUAUCCACAGGGAAUAAAGUACAUGAGCUACUUCACCAAAGACCUCGUGAGAGCGCCAGUCACAUGGAGCUGUAACACUCCAGGGUAGACUGUUCUACCAAAGCUUUUGUCGCUGGACCUCUACCUGGAGCAACCAGCUGGGUGCUCGAGCCUAUCACAGCCACUUCUGCUUGGUGUCCCUUACCUUGGCUUCUAGCCCCCUGCCACAGAGCAGCCUGCCUUGCUCUGACUUCCCCUCAGAGAACUGCGAUUCUGUAACCACUCUGGCUGGGCCAGAGCCCCUCAGACCUCUGAGGAUAGCACCUGGCACACAGCCGGGCAAUAAAAGAUCAUUUGUCUGAACUCUGCCCUGAGCCAGGCCAUUUUUUUUUUCUACUGCAGUGAGAACCCUGACAACAGAGUUUGCCUACCUGUGAGCUAACAGAGGAAGCUGACUCCUUGACUAGGAAGGCAAGAGACCCACAGUGGCCCCAGCAGUUGUCCUGAUAUUUUGCAGCCUGGAUUGAGGUGGACCCCACCUCCCGUCGGCUGUGCACUCCUGAGGGCCUGAAGAUGGAGUAGUAACAAAGGCAUCCCCCAUGAUUCUCAGCACCCUUCCCUGUGGACUCCAGCCCCAGCCAGAGGCUGCAUGUGGAGCUGAAGAAACUGACCAGCUGCUUUCCUGAGAGCCCCUUUCUCUCCUAAUUCAUGAGCCAGCAGGAUGCGGUCGCCGCGCUUUCAGAACGCCUGCUCAUAGCUGCGUACAAAGGCCAAACAGAGAAUGUGGUUCAGCUCAUCAACAAGGGUGCCAAGGUAGCGGUUACCAAGCAUGGCCGGACCCCCUUGCACCUCGCUGCCAAUAAGGGUCAUCUUUCUGUGGUGCAGAUUUUGCUGAAGGCUGGCUGUGACCUCGAUGUACAAGAUGAUGGGGACCAGACAGCCUUGCACCGGGCCACUGUGGUGGGCAACACUGAGAUCCUCACAGCGCUUAUCCGGGAGGGAUGUGCCCUGGACAGACAGGACAAGGAUGGGAAUACGGCCCUGCAUGAAGCCGCCUGGCAUGGAUUCAGCCAGUCAGCCAAGCUGCUCGUUAAAGCCGGAGCCAACGUGCUUGCCAGAAACAAGGCAGGGAACACGGCUCUGCACCUGGCCUGCCAGAAUAGUCACUCCCAGAGCACACGCGUCCUCCUGCUGGGCGGCUCCCGGGCUGACCUCAAAAAUAAUGCAGGGGACACCUGCUUGCACGUGGCUGCGCGCUAUAACCACUUGUCCGUUGUUAGACUCCUCCUCAGUGCUUUCUGCUCUGUUCAUGAAAAGAACCAGGCUGGAGACACGGCCCUCCAUGUGGCCGCUGCCCUAAAUCACAAGAAGGUAGUUAAAAUCCUGCUGGAAGCCGGUGCUGACACGACCCUUGUGAACAAUGCAGGGCAGACCCCACUGGAGACCGCCCGCUACCACGACAAUCCCGAAGUUGCUCUGCUCCUCACCAAGGCUCCCCAGAUCUUGCGCUUCAGUCGUGGGCGAAGCCUGAGGAAAAGGAGGGAGAGGCUCAAGGAAGAGAGGAGGGCUCAGUCUGUGCCCAGAGAUGAGGUGGCCCAGAGCAAGGGAAGCGUCUCAGCAGGAGACACCCCCAGCAGUGAACAAGCUGUACCCGAAAAGGAAGAAGCUAGGAGAGAUUGCCCACCAGCUUCCCAGGAGCCAAGAAAGGAUGAAAGGAGGAGAAAGUCAAGGCCAGAGGUGUCAGCACUAUCUGACCCCACCCCAGCAGCAGACCAACAACCUGGACACCAAAAGAACCUACAUGGUCAUCACCACCAAAAAAAGAAGAGCAGACAUCGAUGCUGGUCCCCACCACCGCCCCACGGGUUCAGGGCGUACCAGCUCUACACGCUGUACCGUGGCGAGGACGGGAAAGUGAUGCAGGCACCAAUCAAAGGUUGUCGCUGUGAGCCUCUGAUCAACAAGCUGGAGAACCAGCUGGAGGCGGCUGUGGAGGAGUUAAGAGCUGAGCUGGGAACAGUGCAGGACAAAGUGAACACAAAGCUGGGCCACAUGGAGAGCAAGAGCCAGCACCAAAUGUGCGUUUUGGACAAACUGAUGGUGGAGCGGCUGUCAGCUGAGAGAACGGAAUGUCUGAAUCGCCUGCAGCAGCAUGCAGCUGCUGAGAAGCAGGAGGGAGAGAAACGUCAGAUGUCAUUGGUGGAUGAACUGAAAUCCUGGUGUAUGUUGAAGAUCCAGAAUCUGGAGUUGAGACUUUCGGGAGAGUCUCGGACCUUUAGAGCUAAAUCCACACCAUCUCCCUCCGACUCCUCUCCAGCUGUAGACCAACCAGUGGUAGCUGCAGGGCCGGGAGCAGCUUCCGACAGCUCCUCUCAGGUUGUGAGGCCCAAGGACAAGGCACUCAAUGCCACUGCUGUCCCCAGACACCAGCAGGAGCUGCUUCCCUCUGAUUGCACAGGCUCCGGGUUAAGGAAGGUCAAGGCCCCGGCUGCUUCCAGACUGGGUGAUCAGCAGACUGGGUCCUGUGUCAACCGAGGCACUCAAACCAAGAAGUCUGCGAGAGGUGGGCAGACCAAGCAUCGAGGCCAACAACCGACAGCCAGCAGCCCCAGUGGGCAGCAGCCAUCCGCGGCAAGCAGUGACGCCCGAGAUGCCUCGCAAGCCCUGGAGCUAACCCAGUAUUUUUUUGAGGCUGUUUCUGCUCAGAUGGAAAAGUGGUACGAACGGAAAAUUGAAGAAGCACGAAGCCAGGCCAGUCAGAAAGCUCAGCAAGAUGAGGCCACACUGAAGGAGCACAUCAGGAGUCUAGAAGAGGAGGUUGCCAAGCUGCGCACAAAGAUGCACAAGUAAAACCAGAUUCUGAAGUGGACCCAGCAGGGUUUCCAGCUUGAUAACAGCAAAGUAACUGUGUCCCCGGAGUUGGUUGUCAUGCACAAGGUGGAUUUGCCUUUAAUAGAGUCACUAAUUGGUUGUGGACACAUACUUCGUGCUCUGAAGUUACAAGGCCUUCACUGGUUAAAAUGAAUCCUGGGAAGAUGUCUAUAAACAGCAAGACACCAAGAAGAGGAGGUGUGACCCACGUCUGUGAUUCAUGAAGUGUGUCAGAAGCAAAGCAGAGAACUCUGGGAACCCAGUAGCCAUUCACGUCCAUGCCAACACACCUGCUGUGCCUAGACGGUCCUUCUAGCAGAGCUGGGACUCAGAUGCGGGAAGCCCUCUUUCUCCCAUGUAACUCAAGAUGCUCAUCUUUUAAAGGGGUGAAACCCUUUCAGGUUGUGAGGAUAUACACUGUAAUGACCUCAGUGUCCAGUGUGUCUUCAAGUAAGUUUAAGGAUCAUAUAAAGGAGUAGCAAUUGCUGACUGUCAAGUGAGAAGGGUUUAAACCAUUGGUCAGUUACUGUGAUUUUGGCCAAAUAACUGAGCAGAUUAAUGGAAAAAUAUUCACCAAACAACUCCAGCCAGUUACCUUAGAUUACCUUUCUAGAGUCAAGACGUUUGUUCCAUGUUUUGUAAAGAAAUCAGGAAAUAUCACGAAAGUUUAAUUUUGAAUUGACUUCUCACUGAAGAACAUCAAGCCGUCAAAAGGCGUUGCCUGUUUACUGAGUAAGAUGUACCAGACUGAGGUGGUGACUCUAUCUUGGUUGGGACCUUGGAUUUGCCUAAUCCUUUGGUACAUGGAACACGGAUUAUGUCUGUCUCCACAUAUGCAUAGAAACGUAUGUUUCUCUAAGCCUAAGGACCUAAUAACUACUAUCCAUGAAUUGUAACUAAAAUGCUGUUCAUUGAGCCAAAGAGAAGUGAUCUUUGCGGAAUAGUAUGCAUUUAUGCCUUGGUCAAGCCAAGUUCUUCCUUUUGCUUAUAGUGACAAUCCACGGAUAGACAUUCGUAUAAACACGACAGGGCAGAUAUUGGGUAUGCAUCAUCCAGUGAGCCCAAUUAUUUCCUGGGACCGACCUAUCCUCAGCCUCUUGGGAGGUACAGCCCUUCCCCAUUCUCCUUCACCGGAGUCCUGUCCUCAGCUCACUUGCACCUGAGCCCUGCUAUGACACUACCCACAACAAAAUGUCACUCACUCCUGUAGGAUCACUCCUUAUUCAUACAGCAAAUUAUUGGGAACUGCCUAAUACUAAGUAAGAGAUGAAACCCCGAGUUCAGCAUGAGUUAUUUUCACUAUUAGAAUACUCAUUACCUCAAGAAACCCUUGACAAGAAGGGCAGAAAUCAACUGUAACUGAACAUCAAGUCUAGACCACAGAAUAUCUUAGUGGCAGUGCUUUGAUGAUAUCCUCCUACCUAUGAGAAGCAGGCAGCUUAUCACUGUGAAUGGAUGUUUUUGUCAAGUCAUUAAGCAUAAAGACCAGGCUAUUGUCUAAGGCCAGUCAGCCCCUUACCCACAGGGUUGACUUCUGAGGAAGUGGUGGUUGGCUUGUUUUUGGAAGGCUUACCGUGUACUCUAGACUGGCUUUGGUCUCAUGACCUUCCUGUCGCAGCCACCUGAGUUGGGACUAAAGGAGUGAGCCCCAUGGCCAAUCAUGUUUUGUUUGUAACACCAGUGUUAGGUUUGUGGCAAUUGGUCCUCAGCAUUGUACAGCACUGAGGAUCAGCUGUGUCUUUCCCCUCGUGCUGUGUGCAAAAAACAAAUAUCCCAGCUGUACUUUUACAGAUAACUGCUCAUACCAUACACUCUCACAAUAGGUCAUGUUUCAAACCGAGGCCUAAAAAGUGUCAACAGCCGUGAAGAAACAUGUUAUAAAACAGUAGUGUUGCAUAUCAAUGUCCUUUUUAAAAAACAGGUAAUUGUUAGCACAUCCCUUAGAGUGCAUACUGAGCAUCUGUGCUGGGGUGAAAGUGUUAGUCUAGCAUCACUUUUGAUGUGGAGUCCAAAAUACAGGUUUUUCAUGUUUAGAUUUGUGUGUGCAAGGCAUGCUGUCUAAUUUUUUUAGUCACCUUGAACUUGUGUCUCCUAUAAGCAUUAAACGUUUGAGUUCUGUCGGUA